Molecule: messenger RNA, 783 nt
Organism: Synchiropus splendidus (mandarinfish)
Lineage: Eukaryota; Metazoa; Chordata; Actinopteri; Syngnathiformes; Callionymidae
Product: profilin-2-like
Exons: 4
Coding region: 152-571 (139 amino acids)
Biological process (GO): regulation of actin filament polymerization; positive regulation of actin filament bundle assembly
Cellular component (GO): cytoplasm
Molecular function (GO): actin binding
Source: RefSeq, a predicted model, not a curated record
GUGAGAGAGCUGCAUGGAGAGAUGGAGCGAGAGAGGCCGCCGCCUGCAGGCUGGGUGUGUCCAACCUAUAAAAGAAGGCCGGUCUUCCUCCUUCUGCAUUUGACUUGAGUUGCCAGUCUUCUUCGCACCCAAGAAUCUACGCCCCAGCAGGAUGUCGUGGCAAGACUACGUUAGAAACCUGAUGGCUCCUACACCGGAAGGCACAGUCAUUGUUACAGAAGCUGCCAUCUGUGGAAUAUGCGAUUGUUCCAUCUGGGCCAGCUCUGCUGAGUGUGAAAUCAAGAAUGAGGAAAUCGCGAAGCUGGUUGGUGACAGGUCGGGUUUUUCUCAGAGCGGCCCCUAUGUCGCAGGAGUGAAGUGUCGAUUGCUACGAGACGAAAUGGACGAUCCCCAAGUAAUGACAAUGAGGUUAAAAACUGUAGCCGACUGUUCCGGCUGUUGCUACCCUGUGUGUAUUGGCAAGUCCAAAAAAGCUCUUCUGUACAUCAAAGGGACUAAAGAUGCACAGCCAGGAGCCCUUUCUGAUAGGUUGUUCAGCAUCAUUGCACACUUGGAAAAAUGUGGCUACUAAGAACCGUCGGCUCUACAGUCAGCAACCGCAGGACAGACUUCUUCGCCCCAGUCAGGAUCUCAAAACAAGAAAGCCAUCAUUUGUGAAGAGUUCCCACCAUGUAUUCACAAAUGCUACCAUAACUGGUAUCCUCCAAAAUGUAUUAUGUUAUGAGAUGUUCAAUCAGAUAUUAGCAAAUUCCUUAUGCCUGAAAAUAAAAGUUCCUGAAAGAA